GUAUCUAUGCAGCCCAGGAUCAGUAGUGCUUUGGAUCCUAAUUCAAGAGAUGCACUUGGUCUAGCUUGGUCCAAGUUUUUUCAUGCCAAUGAUAUUGCUGGACGUAAAGCUGAUUGCCCAUACUUUCGAGCUGCUGUGAAGAUCACUCAACAAUUAGGGCCUAUUCCUAUACCAACCGCGAAGGAGAUUGAUGGGCCAUAUUUGGAGGCCAACUAUGAUGAAGCUAAUUCGUUUCUUCAAAAAUUCAAACAAGACUGGAAGAACUUUGGUGUGACUCUUAUGUGCGAUUCUUGGACUGGUCCUACAGGAAUGAGCAUCAUAAACUUCAUGGUGUAUUGUAAUGCACGAAUGUUCUUCCUCAAUACCAUUGAUGCAUCCGGACAAACUCAGAAUUCAGAUGCGUGCUGAAGAAGAUCAAGAGAAAGAGAGAGAUAUAGAUAAAGAAAUUGAUCCAAGUGCAUUGCUAAUGGAUACCACAAUGUUUGAUGAAACAAACCCAAUAAUGGAGUGGCUGAAUGAGGAUGUAGAGGAUCCGAUUGUGGAUGGAGCUGAUGCAGCUAGUGCUGUUUUUGAGCAAAUAAGGCGCCUCAACUCAAGCAGGAAGGCGUCUUAUGUUGGUUCAAAGGGUAAUAACAAGAAAAGAAAGAGGAAUGAUGAUGAUGAGAAUGAGUUUCUUGAAACUGAGAGUGAGGAUGAUGGAGAAGAGAAUGAAUAUGUUGAUAAUGACAUCGAGGAUGAUGAUGGGGUGAGUGAGGAUGAUGAGGAUGGUGAACAAGAUCAGCUAGAGACACAAAUGCAACUUGAAGAAGAGACACAAGUACAAGUUCAAAAGGAGGCACCAACAAGCACUGGCCAUUUGGAGACUAGAUCUGGACGACUUAUUAGGAAGAAGACCAAGAACGUCAACAGCCUCUACUCGUAAAUUUGACAUGGCACGUGAGCAAAGGAUAUCAAGAAGCUUUUGGAUGUUGGGAAGCUUGGAGCUGAUGCUUCAAAUAAGCUGAUGGUUGUCUUUUGGAGAUGUUUCUAUGUUUAAUGCUUUAAAGUCUUUUGGUUGUACUGGACUAUUUAAACUUUGAACUAUGCUAUGAUGGUUGAACUGAUGCUGGACGGUUAAGGGUUUAUGUCAGAGGCAACUUUAUAACUAAUGUGUGCCUGUUAUGUUGGACUGUUAAGGGUUAUGUUGGAGGCAAUUUUAUAACUAAUGUGUGUCUGCUA
This is a messenger RNA of Triticum aestivum (bread wheat), 1218 nucleotides long. Its product is annotated as pheromone-processing carboxypeptidase KEX1. The transcript has 3 exons. The record is from RefSeq and is a predicted model, not a curated record. Bases 341 to 922 code for a protein of 193 amino acids. NCBI's taxonomy places the organism in Eukaryota, Viridiplantae, Streptophyta, Magnoliopsida, Poales, Poaceae.